This is a messenger RNA of Cordyceps fumosorosea ARSEF 2679, 1419 nucleotides long. RefSeq names its product Citrate synthase. The transcript has 4 exons. Gene Ontology annotation, biological process: tricarboxylic acid cycle; carbohydrate metabolic process; citrate metabolic process. Gene Ontology annotation, cellular component: mitochondrial matrix. NCBI's taxonomy places the organism in Eukaryota, Fungi, Ascomycota, Sordariomycetes, Hypocreales, Cordycipitaceae. The coding region runs from base 1 to 1419 and encodes 472 amino acids. The record is from RefSeq and is a predicted model, not a curated record.
AUGGCUUCCGUCACCCGUCUCAGCAACUCUGCCCUGAAGGCUUCGCUGCGCGCUCCCGUUUUCGGAGCUCGUUCUGUUGCCUUCAACUCGGUCCGUUGCUACUCCGCCAAGACUCAGACCCUCAAGGAGCGCUUCGCCGAGCUGCUGCCCGAGAAGAUCGACGAGAUCAAGGCCCUUCGCGCUGAGCACGGUUCCAAGGUUGUCGACAAGGUCACCCUCGACCAGGUCUAUGGCGGUGCCCGUGGCAUCAAGGCCCUCGUCUGGGAGGGCUCCGUCCUCGACUCCGAGGAGGGUAUCCGUUUCCGUGGCAAGACCAUCCCCGAGUGCCAGGAGCUUCUCCCCAAGGCCCCCGGUGGCAAGGAGCCUCUUCCUGAGGGUCUCUUCUGGCUUCUUCUGACCGGCGAGGUUCCUACCGAGCAGCAGGUUCGCGACCUCUCCGCUGAAUGGGCCGCCCGUUCCGACAUUCCCAAGUUCGUCGAGGAGCUCAUUGACCACUGCCCUACCGACCUCCACCCCAUGGCCCAGUUCUCCCUCGCCGUCACUGCUCUCGAGCAGACCUCGAGCUUCGCCAAGGCCUACGCCAAGGGCAUCAACAAGAAGGAGUACUGGACCUACACCUACGAGGACUCGAUGGACCUGAUCGCCAAGCUCCCCAACAUUGCUUCGCGUAUCUACCAGAACGUCUUCAAGGGUGGCAAGGUUGCCCCCAUCCAGAAGGACAAGGAUUACUCGUUCAACUUCGCCAACCAGCUCGGCUUUGGCAACAACGCCGACUUUGUUGAGCUGAUGCGUCUGUACCUGACCAUCCACACCGACCACGAGGGUGGCAACGUCUCUGCGCACACCACCCACCUGGUCGGCUCUGCUCUCAGCUCCCCCUUCCUCUCGCUCGCCGCUGGUCUCAACGGUCUGGCUGGUCCCCUCCACGGCCUUGCUAACCAGGAGGUCCUUAACUGGCUCACCGAGAUGAAGAAGGUCAUUGGCAACGAUCUGUCCGAUGCCAACAUUACCAAGUACCUCUGGGACACCCUCAAGUCCGGCCGUGUCGUCCCUGGCUACGGCCACGCCGUGCUCCGCAAGACCGACCCCCGCUACAUGGCCCAGCGCGAGUUCGCCCAGGCCAAGAUGCCCAACGACCCCAUGUUCCAGCUUGUCAGCCAGGUCUACAAGAUCGCCCCCGGCGUCCUGACCGAGCACGGCAAGACCAAGAACCCCUUCCCCAACGUCGACGCCCACUCCGGUGUCCUCCUCCAGCACUACGGUCUCACCGAGUCCAACUACUACACCGUCCUCUUUGGUGUCUCCCGCGCCAUCGGUGUUCUUCCCCAGCUCAUCAUUGACCGCGCUGUCGGCUCCCCCAUUGAGCGCCCUAAGUCCUUCUCCACUGCCAAGUGGAUCGAGCUCGUCAAGAAGCUGUAA